Messenger RNA from Ceutorhynchus assimilis (cabbage seed weevil), 1403 nucleotides. The record is from the annotation of a GenBank genome assembly. Lineage: Eukaryota; Metazoa; Arthropoda; Insecta; Coleoptera; Curculionidae.
AUGAACGCUCUUCUUAUCAUAUUCGUUAUAAUAUUAACCAAAACGGAUUACUUAAAAGCAAAUUUACAAGACGAUAUUAAUAGUAAAUUAAAAAAAGGCAAAAGUACUACUUUGUCAAGGCAAAGAAGAUACUUGACAUUCCCAGAGGGUAGUUCUUUUCAAGUUGUAUUCGAUUUCACCGUUCCAUCAGUCGCAAUUGAAGGUAACGUUUUUACAUUUGGUAACACAGCUGCAAUGGCAUGGGAACUGCCAUCGAAACCAAUAACUUUUGAUGGAAAGAGAAAAGAUGAUGAAAAACCUGAAAUUACUACUUCGGAACCUAUUCCUGAAUAUUUGGAUCAUGAUCCCGCAACAGACCCUAAAUGGGCACCACCAAUGGUUUGGGACUACUCAGAUAAUUUAAAUUGGGCAACUGACACUGAUAGAGUUUAUUCAAAUCCUUAUCAGCAUCAACAAUUUCAUGAUAACUACAAUGGAUACUACAAUAAUAAUCCUUCAAGGUUUUGGAGUAGAACCAAUUAUGGCCGGAGUAUGUCGCAACCAGCUCCCUUAAAAUCUAAAUCCUAUGCUACCGAAGCUCACCACAUUCACAGACGUAGCAAAAGAGAACUUUACAAAAGAGUUGAAAAACUUCUAACAGCAAUGACAAGAGACGGUAAGGUGUGUGUUCUGAAAGCAAUAUGCCAAGUACAUAAGUUGCCGGAAGAAAAAGGCACUAUGUGGGAAGAGAUAGUAAAAGCAAUUUUUAAGUCCAGAUAUGAUAAAUAUCCAGAAGAAGAUCACUACGAUAAAGCAGCCAACGAAAAUCAUGACUGUGACGAAAUGUAUCCAAGUUGCGAUGGCCACGUGCUAAGUUUUGGCACACCAAUUCCAGAUCUCCUGAUGCCAUCAACGACACUCGGUUACUUUAUGAGAGGUAUUUAUUCUGUGCCAAAGAACGACAGUAGUGUUUAUACUCACCCGAAUCUUACUGAUAUUAGUCGUAGUGCUCCAAUCACUAGGUGGGAUAUUUAUCAUGCGUUAGAAAAAGACUCAGAAAUACGUGGUCAUGGUGGGAGACAUUGUGUAUUGAGAGCAAUCUGUGAGGCUGCUGAAGUACCUAUGGAUCAUCACCAUGGAUUUUUUGAAGAAGUUUUUCAUACAAUAUUUACACCGUCGACUACAAACGAAACAAUCAGAAAUCACUCGGAUAAUGAAUACUUAGCAGCACACGAGUUAGGGAAAAACUCGGAACGAAUAUGCAAGCGACUUUUUCCCGAAUGUAAAGUCACCUUUUUGGAUUUAUUUAGCCAGUUAUUUACUAAUUUUGAUAAUGAUUAAUAAAGGAUUUAAUGUUUAUCAAGUUAAAAGCUUUAUUUCACAACUUCACUGAUUUGUCUAAUAAAUUGUAUUUUUAAAUUAAA